AUGUUGUUAGCACAUCACCAGAUUUGGUGCAAUGGCAGGAAUCUUGCUCGUCACCUUGUGUCCGCCGAGGAUCACAUCAUUGAAAUUGGCAGCAGUUUGGGACAUUGCACUGAGGUGCUGCAUGCCAGGGCGGCUGACGUACUUGGGUUGGACGUGUCUGUAGCCCAGCUGGCUGAAAGCCGCCGCCGAGUUCCAGGGGCCGAGUUUGAAUUCCUGGACGUUUUUGAAGAGCCAGAUCGCUUAGCAGCACUGCCAGCUGCAGCUCGAUGCACAAAGGUGUUUUUAGAUAUUGGCGGUGAUCGUCAGAAAGUGCAGGUCUUGAAUGCCAUUGGCAUCUUACGACGCUGCUUGCAACGAGCACGCUUGAUUGUCGUAAAAUCCGAGGAGCUCCAUGCUGCAAUGGCUUCCUGGAUGGGGUGCACUGGCAACGGUGAAGGCAUUCUUGUAUGCAGUUAA
Molecule: messenger RNA, 456 nt
Organism: Symbiodinium natans
Lineage: Eukaryota; Dinophyceae; Suessiales; Symbiodiniaceae
Source: the annotation of a GenBank genome assembly